AUGAAAUGGAAGGGCUUGUCCGUUGAUGAGAGGACUUACUCGUCUGUCAUUGGUUGGUUCUGCGACCAGGAUGACAUUGAUUCAGCUCAUACCCUUUUGAGUAAAAUGAUUGUUAAGGGUUUUUCGCCUUCGGUUGCUACAUACAAUAGACUUGUUUUUGCAUAUUGUCGUCAGGAUAGUGUUGAUGAGGCUGUGGGGAUUCUGAGGGCCAUGGCUGAGAGAGGUGAAUUCACUAAGGCUUUUCAUUUGCAUGAUGAAAUGAUACUCAAGGGGUUUUUGCCUGAUUUUGUUACUGGGUUUUCGCCGGCUAUUGUUACAUACAAUGCGCUUAUUCAUGGGCUUUGCUUUUUGGAUAGGGUUGAGGAGGCUUUGGAGAUUUUGAGGGGCAUGCCUGAGAUGGGGUUGUCCCCUGAUGCUGUUUGUUAUAGCACUGUUAUAUCCGGGUUUUGCCAAAUCGGGGAGCUGGGGAAGGCGUACGAAUUGAAGAUUGAGACGGAGGAGAAGGCCAUAUGGUGGCUUGAUAAAGAUACAUAUGAUUCACUUAUGGCCAGCCUGUCGUAUGAGGAUACUUAUUCUAGUGUGAUGAAUGACUACUCAGCUAAAGGUAACAUGGAAAGGGCUUUUCAAUUUUUUGAUGAUAUGUCACAUAAUGAUUAUUUGUCAAGUUAUGAUGCCUAUAGUGUGUUUAUUGUUAGAAAUUUUGAUCAGUGGAAAACACAAACAGAAACUGAACACGUGAAAACCAGCAGACAACAGACAAAGCAGGAAACAAUCAAUGCAACAUAA
Messenger RNA from Lotus japonicus, 786 nucleotides. RefSeq names its product pentatricopeptide repeat-containing protein At1g62720-like. Gene Ontology annotation, molecular function: protein binding. Bases 1 to 786 code for a protein of 261 amino acids. NCBI's taxonomy places the organism in Eukaryota, Viridiplantae, Streptophyta, Magnoliopsida, Fabales, Fabaceae. The record is from RefSeq and is a predicted model, not a curated record. The transcript is spliced from 2 exons.